CAGGAGAGAAUGCAAUAUACUCUGCCCAACAUACAAGUUUUCAUUGCCUCGUGGAUCACAUGAACAUAUAAAAGCUCUCUCUCCUUUUAAUACUUCGAUCAGCCCCCAAGCUUUGUUCUCAUAAUUUUGCGAAGAGACAUGGGCCAGUCCUUGAAGAAAUUAGCUCCUGGGCUAUUGUCGAGCUAUUUUAAGGCUAGGGCUUUAAAUUUUGAAGGUGUAGAUGAAUUGCUUGGACUGUUGUCAAUAUUGUCUAAAGAAAUUGGUGCCAGAGAAAGCAGUGAGGAAAACAAGGAAAGGGAAAUAGGCCACAUAAUAGAAAGUAAUUAUGAAAAAUAUUUUGGAGAAGAAGCCUUCAAAAAGCUUGCAGCUCAGGAAAAGAUUAUCUCUGCUCCAUAUUUCUUUCGAGCAGUAUGCGAGAUUGUCCAAGAAAUUAACAGAAGCCUUAAGAGCACGCAAAUCCUUCUCCCAGAUGAUGAGACUCUCAGGGAAAUUUAUAGAGAUAACUUCCAGGGCCAAGGAAAACGUUUGGGAAAGGACGACUUCCAAAAGAUCAUCCAACAAAUAAUAAUCAAAUCAGGGUUUACAGGUUCGGGCUCAAAAGACACAUUCCUCUUCAUCUUUGGGAUUCCUUUAAUCACAUACUUCAUCAAGCAACGAGUAGCGCCUAAGUCGAUCCCAAAUGAAGUCUUCAUACCUGGAGUCACCUCUGCCUCCGUCUACCUUCUUGCUAAACUUAACAAAAUAUGAUUAUACAUCAUGUGUGUGCUGUUGUUGAUCAAUGUUAGUGCCUUUCCAAUUCAUGUACUCAUGAAAAAUUGCUCCUUAUGACACUUUCAAAGCGAGAGAGUUCGAUUGGUAUGUAAAAAUAUGAUGUUUUCAAAUAUUAUCUAAGAAGAAGAGAUCUCAAGCUGAAAGGGUA
This is a messenger RNA of Populus euphratica (Euphrates poplar), 919 nucleotides long. RefSeq lists its product as uncharacterized. Lineage: Eukaryota; Viridiplantae; Streptophyta; Magnoliopsida; Malpighiales; Salicaceae. The record is from RefSeq and is a predicted model, not a curated record. The transcript has 5 exons. Bases 139 to 747 code for a protein of 202 amino acids.